This is a messenger RNA of Acytostelium subglobosum LB1, 975 nucleotides long. RefSeq lists its product as hypothetical. NCBI's taxonomy places the organism in Eukaryota, Evosea, Eumycetozoa, Acytosteliales, Acytosteliaceae. The record is from RefSeq and is a predicted model, not a curated record. Bases 1 to 975 code for a protein of 324 amino acids. The transcript has a single exon.
AUGGAAGAUCAAAAGAAGAGGAAACAUAAUGGUGGAAAUAGGAGUAGAUAUCAAAGACAAUAUAAAAGAGAUGCAAAGAGGAAUAGAUAUGGAGAUCAACACGAUGAUCAAGACUUUGAGAAACAGCCAGAUAAGGACUCUUUGCCAACUCCAGUGUGUCCAUUGUGUCUGAAUGAGAAUACUGUUCAUUUCAGCUCGGCAUUCAAAAAGAACUACUACUCGUGUACUGUGUGCACUCUGGUCUUUGUCCAUCAACACUAUCACGUCACAGAGGACAAGGAGAAGACACGCUAUCAAUUCCACAAUAACUCCCCACUGGACAAGAAGUACGUCUCAUUCCUACAGCCCGCAUUCAACAGUCUGUUGCCACUGUUGCCAACUGGUGCUCGUGGUCUCGACUAUGGCUGUGGACCUGGACCAGCACUCAGUCUGAUGUUUGGCGAGAAGGGACACACGAUGGAGAACUACGACCCAUACUUUAUGCCCAACGACAAGGUGAAGCAAGUUGAGGAGGGCAAGACGAUCGAGCCAUUCGAUUUCGUCACGUGCACAGAGGCCAUCGAGCACUUUAGACGACCAAAGGAUGACUUGGACAAGUUGCUACUGAAGGGCAUGGUCAAAACUGGUGGACAUCUGCUCUUUAUGACACAAUUCCUCAAGAACGAUGAGAUGUUCGCCACAUGGCACUAUCCUCGAGACAUCACUCAUAUAUGCUUCUUCCGUGGUUCUACAUUCCAAUGGAUUGCCAAACAUUAUCAAUGUGAAUUGACAUUACUUGAUAAUGAGAACAUUGCAAUAUUGAAGCCAACUGAAUCAACUUUGUCAUCAUCCUCUUCAACAUCAACAACUUCAACAUCAACAACAUCAACAUCAACAACUUCAACAACUUCAACUGACACAUCAUCAGACAAUGCAACCUUGACCACCAUCAGCAACCCUAUAACAAAUGAACAAAAGGAUGAAUAUAAAGCAUAA